CCCACUUGUCUUGAGAAGUCUCGAGCUCCGGUAUCUGAUUGGCACGUGGUCCAUCAUCAGUGAACAGCGGCAACUGUGGCAGCAGAGCUGAUAAGUCAUUCAUAUGGAGGAUGAUAGCCGUGGUCCAGCUGAUGUUGUCUAGGACAAGAGUCACGUGAUGUAUGAAGGCAAACACAUACACUUCUCAGAGGUGGACAAUAAGCCGUUGUGCUCGUACAGCCCAAAGCUCUGCAAGCAGCGCAGACUUAAUGGCUAUGCUUUCUGUAUCCGGCACGUUCUGGAGGACAAGACAGCCCCCUUCAAACAAUGCGAAUAUGUGGCUAAGUACAACAGCCAGAGAUGUACCAACCCCAUCCCCAAGUCUGAGGACCGCAGGUACUGUAACAGCCACCUUCAGGUCCUCGGCUUUAUCCCCAAAAAGGAACGAAAAAAGAAGCAUGAUGCAUUGGAGGAAAUGCGCUCACGGGCUCACCUGGAGUCAGUGGCACUUAACAUAACUGUUCCCUCUUUAGCUCUGAAAGCUCCCAAUGGUCUUGAUGAACUUCCACCAUCUCCCCCUUGUACUCGUCUGUUACCCCUCCCUGAUGGGGAACUCCCAGACCCUUUUGCCUUUUACGAGGAUGACACUGAUGGGGAGGAGGUGGUUACUCCUCGGAAGGGUAACUCCAUCAAGAAGAAACUACAGAGUCGGCUGGUGCUCAACCAGAAACUCUGCCAUAAUACGGACCUCUUUCAGCCACCUUCUGAGCACUUUAGCCCCUCCCCUGUCCCCCGUGUCCACCCCUCCUCACCUCUCAACACUCAUCUCCCACGGCAGCAGUCAGGUAUUCUUCAGCCACCCCAGCACUCCAAUGUGACUUCCUUCAUCUUCCCAGGACAGCAGCAGGGUUUAUUAUGCAAUCCACCACCACCUCAGACAGUCAACUUUCUGCCUCCAGGGAUGCCCGCUAAUGCAGCACCCAGUCCAGUGCAACCUUCUGGGCCAUCACUGAGCAGGAAAAUGCCUUUCACUGCUACUCACUUGCCCGUCCGUUGCAAGGACAGUGUCGGUAACAGUCAGCGGCAAGUGGUUGUCAUGCGUCCAACUACCUUCUCACCUUCUGCCAGCUGUUUAGCCAGGUUACAACAUCUGGUGCAGCUCUGUGCCAAGAGACAUCGGGAAUAUGGAGACCUCUUUCCACAUCUAGGUUUGGACUGGUCAGAAGACAGUGCUGAUGAUGAUGGUGUUGAUGAAGAAGAGGCACAGAAAUGUAUGCCUUUUCAGACCUCUUGGAAACCACAGAAUGGGUUGGAAAGCGACUGUAGUUCCUCACGGAGAAUGCGUUUACUGAGGCUUUGCUCAUACCUCCGGGAGAAAUACAAGCACAUGUGUAGGCAGGAGAGGGCGAUUAUCCGACAAAAACGAUAUGGUUAUGCCUUCCGCAAAGCUUUGCUACAUGCUGCUGGUAACAACCCAGACUGUGCUGGCCAGCUCAUCCAGGAUUUUGGUGGUGCCUCUCGAAGCUCCACAAGUGUUGCUCCAGCAAAGCAAGAGAACACAGAAACGGGGACCUGCACAGGCAGCACUAAGGGCCAGGCCUGCAGCAACAGAGCUCUGCCUUUUACUCAACACUGCUUUCAGCACAUUCUAUUGAAUCGUUCCCAGCAGCUCUUUGCUAGUUGCACAGCCAAAUUUGCAGAUGGUCAGCAGUGCUCCAUCCCUGUGUUUGAUAUCACGCAUCAGACACCCCUCUGUGAAGAGCAUGCCAAAAAGAUGGAUAACUUCCUACGUGGGGACGGAAACCGACGUGUGCAGCACCAGCAACAGCGAAAGCCACGUAAAAAGACCAAACCACCGGCACUCACCAAAAAACACAAGAAGAAGAGGAGGAGAGGGCCACGACGGCCUCAGAAACCCAUCCCUCCGGCGCUGCCACAGGGGAACCUGGGAAUGCCUUCUAUAAGCCUAACAAUGCCCUCACAGGCCAGCAUUAGGAGCCCUUCAACUCCAGACCUGAGUACCGAAGAGCUUCCUGAUGACAUCACCAACGAAAUGGCAGACAUUCCAAAUGACCUUGAGCUAAACCAGGAGGAUUUCUCUGAUGUGUUACCCAGACUACCCGAUGACCUGCAGGACUUUGACUUGUUUGAAGGUAAGAACGGCGAUCUCCUGCCCACCACAGAAGAGGCUGAGGAGCUGGUGCGAGCACUGCAGGCAAUGGGGUCCUACCCAGACUCUUUAGUGUGCCUGACCUCAAUGGCGGACCUGGCCCCAUCUGAAGGCGUGGACCACCGAGCAUUGACUGUGUUCUCUGGUCCAGUUCAGCCGGGGAAUAUGGGGGAUCUGCUCAGCAGCCGCAUCCCUACAGAGAAUUAUACUAGUCUGGAGCUAGAGGACAACAUACUGCAGUCCGGUGGGGGACACUUUCCCCCCUCGCCUCCAUCUCAGCCCACAAAUCAGCCCCUGACGUCAUCCUCUUCUCCAGUAGCCUCCUCCACCACAUCACUGCUCACUCAGACCUCCAUUACAGAGCGAACGUUUUCUCGGACACACACAUCCCUUGUCAUGGCCAAGUCGGAUGCACCCACAUCAUCUCCUCAAGGCAGCCACUACAGCAGUGAGCAUGUUCCAUCCCCAUACAGUGACCACAUAUCUUCUCCCCAUGCCAGCUCCUUCCAGACUGACACGCCUCUGCUGCUGGAAGUCCCUCUCAGUGGAGUACCAGGAGCCCCACGCUCAUCAUGGAAUAAUCUCACUCUUCCCCUCACCGACCCCACACAGUUUGGCAAUCUCAUAGGAGCAGAAAGUCAUCUCAUAUCCACCUCUCUAUCCACUCCCCCAGCCACCACCACACACUCUGUGACGCUGCAGCCCAUGGCUGCCCUCUCAGCAAUGCCUCAGAGCGGCAUGACAGGUUUAACAACUCCCCCCGCCCCCUCGUCCUCCCUCCCCUCAUCCUCUCACGAUCUUCUGAACUCCACACAGCCCAAGCAACAGCUCCCUCAAUUCAGUGCGGCCUUUGGCCAUCAGUUGGCCUCCCACAGUGGCAUUCCGAAAGACGUUCAACCUAGCCACAGCUCCACAGCGCCUCCUGCUGGCUUUUCCGUAGUUAGUGCCACUGCUGCAAGUGCCAACAGCGCCACACCACCGUUCACGCAGAGCAAAUGAGGGCAGGGCGGCCUGCAGCUGCUUAACGAUGGCCCGUGGACUCGAUCCUACCACCACCGUCGACUGGCUUCAAAACGACCAACCUUCGUCACCUGCAACACGUGUGCAAUGUGGUUAAAGUGCACUAUUUGACAAAAGAAUUUGCACAACCUCAGAUUUCCCUCUAAUUUAAUUAGUUUGCUCUGUAGCCAGGCGACCUCUGGGGUUUGAAGUAGGCGCGAGUCCACACGUUUGAUGCCUUGUGGUUUCGUCAGCGGGAGUUUAGAGUCGGACGUCGCAGAUCUUGUGCUGAAAUAAACGGGUGGAAAUUGGUAGAAUGUUUGAAGAGAUUAUCUGUGUCACAGUGCUAUCAGUCAGUGGUCAGUUUAGUUUGCUUUGCCAGUCAAAAGUCCUUAAAAUGAUCAACUGUGCUCUGCCUUGCUCAGAUGGCCAUUGCAUUUUUGUUUUUUGUUUUUUCCCACCUUUUCCAUACACUGCUUCUGUCUCCCCCCACCCCCCGAAAUCAAAUAGAAUUUGUGUUAUUUGUGACCUAUUAUGUUUCAAGCUAUGUAACUGUUAUGAUAUAGAAUCUUACGGAGUCAGAUAUCACAGUCAUGAAUUUACCAAAAAUACUUUUAAACAGCUGUUUUUAUAUUGUGUAUAAUAUAUAUGUGCUAAUUUAAAUGUUUGCUCAGACAUCAAAAUCUCUGACCUCACCGUUGGUUGUGGGUCUUUGAGUGGCCUCGUAGACACUUGAAGAUAAACAUAGUUUCUUAAAGCAAUAAUCACAUUAACUCUAGCAUUGUAAGAUAUUUUAUUGGUCUCACUCUUUCAUGUAGCGUCACUUGUUGAAUCUGGGAUUCGUUCAGUAUAUUUUCCACGCUCACACAGUUGAACUCAAAACGAGAGAAUAUACAAACUCAUGAUCAGGUCAGUCGAACUCGUUUGAAAUCAAGUGGAGUCGUGAGGCCAAUAAACAACAUUCAGUGUUAUAGAAAGGACGACAAAGGAGUGAUCCAGGGACUUUAAGUGUCUGCUAUCAAAGGUGCUCUCUGAUCCAGAUGUACAAUGGUCUCUACUGACUUGCAUGUCUCAUGAAAGGAUUCCGAGGAAACCCACUUUAAUAUGUCGAUGCCGCUACUUUGAAAAGGCUAAGGCAGUGAAUUGGCACUGGAAAAAUUCUUUUACUUAUUAGCUCAGUGUAAUGUGAUGGUAUUAAUCGAUGUGGUGUUGAGCACAUCGGGGCGAAGCACCGUCUGUUUUACUUGGUUAAGAAAGGUUUUAAAGCUAAGUAACGCAAACCAAGGGGCGGUCUGGAUUUUAAAAAAAUCGGAGGAUUCAGCGAUGCAUCGGUGACUACACAUGUGACUGACCUGUCAGACAUUGUUGAGUAUUAGGUAUGUAAUAGAGUAGCAGUCUCCAUCAUGGGGUUUGUUGGUGAAUUACUGAGUAGCAAUGGAUUGAAAUUAUUUACAAUGUAUUCAGUGGAACCUGUCUUGUUGAACGAGUCUCUUGCUUUCAAUGGCUAUCAAAAGUCGGAGGGAUCAACGUUUGUUUGCCGUCACUUUUGUUUUUAAUGAUGUUCUGAUGGAGAAUAUCUUUGAUAGCUGCGAAACGUAAGGAAAAUAAUUCCGAGAUCAUUCAGAGCAGUGGCCUUUUUGUUUGAGAGCAUUAUAAUAUGGAUAUUAGAUCAAGGUCACUCAGCUUUGAUUCUCAGUGACAUGAGGCAAUGAAAUAUAUAUACACAUCACCAUUUCAAUUAUGCUUUUUGUCCAAUGUUGAUUUGCACAGGAUUAGCCAGUGGUGUUUCACAUGUCCUGUGCCUUUUUUUCCUUUUAAUCCCCCCCUCACAUAGACACAGGUGCCAUCAUUUACCAGCUGUGUGAAGGCCAAUUUCUGUCUCUCCUUUCCCACAGAGAAUACAUGCAGUUUAAACCUGUAGCGUCACCAGAGACUGCAGUGUUUUCCCCCCACAAUCAGGUUGGAAGAAAAUGUUUGCAAGGCAAUACUGUUGCAUUCACAGAUCAGGAGAUCACUUGCUGCACCAGUUUCCUCUCCCGACCACCACGUAGAACAAAAUGUAACAGGGCUGUAAGGCACAUGUAACCGCUUGAAUCCGAGAUGGCUGACAAAUUCCUAUACUCAUUGAAUGUACUGUAUUACUGUUUUUAAAGAUAGGAUGAGCUAAUCUAGUCACCUUUUGUUAUUGGUCCUUGUUUAAUUUGUCUAAGGUAUUUUUUGUAUACAAAGGUUUACAUUUUUAUGUAUAUUUUUCUUGUGUACAAAAUAUGUAAUAUGUGUACAAACACUGUAUGUAAUAUCUGUAUAUAGCGUGAGAAAUUUGAUCUUUUGUUUUUGGAUGUAUAAAUAAAAACUUGCUGUGAGGUAUUUGCUGACACUGA
Molecule: messenger RNA, 5529 nt
Organism: Solea solea (common sole)
Lineage: Eukaryota; Metazoa; Chordata; Actinopteri; Pleuronectiformes; Soleidae
Gene: ino80da
Product: INO80 complex subunit Da
Exons: 10
Coding region: 158-3148 (996 amino acids)
Cellular component (GO): nucleus
Source: RefSeq, a predicted model, not a curated record